UUAAAAAAACACCAAAUAAAUGAAUGAACGAACGAACGAAGCUGACAUCUUCCAUUUCUAUACUCAAGACGAUCGGGUAGAUUUUUGAGGUGUGUGAAAGAGAAAGAGAAAGCAGCUCCAAAGAAGAAAGAAAUACUCACAACCCCUAGUGUCACGGCUAAGUCUGAAUUUGAUUUACCAAGAUGACCCCAGUUUGCCCUUUUGUGAAAGCUUCAAGGCCUGAUGAUGGGUCAUCAAGAAAACCAGGGGAAUGUCCGGAAAAACAUGCGGCCGAGCAUGAGGGAGGAGGGAAAGCAAAGAAAGAAUCUGUUGGUGCAUCUGCUACCGUUUCGCCGAAAUGCCCUUUUGGAUAUGAUUCUCAGACAUUUAAAUUGGGACCUCAUAGUUGUAUGAUAUGCCAGGCACUUCUUUUUGAUUGUAGUAAAUGCGUGCCAUGUUCUCAUGUUUAUUGCAAAGUUUGUAUUUCGCGAUUCAAGGACUGUCCAUUGUGUGGAGCUGAUAUUGAGAGGAUUGAAGCUGAUACGGAUCUCCAGAGUGUAGUUGAUCGGUUCGUUGAUGGUCAUGCUAGAAUCAAGAGGUCCCAUGUUGACAUGGAUAAAGAGGGGAAAGUAGGUGAGAAUAAAAAAGUGAUAUACGAGGAUGUUUCUUUGGAGAGAGGUGCUUUCUUGGUGCAACAAGCCAUGAGGGCAUUUCGUGCACAGAAUGUGGAAAGUGCUCGAUCAAGACUGAGUCUUUGUGCAGAAGACAUACGAGGUCAGAUAGAAAUAGCAGGGAGCACAUCGGAACUGUGUUCACAGCUUGGAGCAGUGCUGGGAAUGCUUGGGGACUGCUGUCGAUCAAUGGGGGAUGCUGGCUCUGCAGUUUCUUACUUUGAAGAGAGUGUGGAAUUCCUAUCAAAAUUGCCUGCAGCUGAUCUGGAGAUCAUGCAUACACUUUCUGUUUCACUUAAUAAAAUUGGAGAUCUCAAAUAUUAUGACGGGGAUCUGGAAGCUGCAAGAUCUUACUAUAUCCGUUCUCUUAAUGUGCGACGUGAUGCCAUCAAACAUCAUCCUAGUGUUUCAUACCAGACCCUGGAUGUGGCUGUUUCCCUUGCAAAAGUUGCCGAUGUGGACAGGACUAUUGGUAACGAGGAUGCUGCACUGGAUAGAUUUCGCGAGGCCAUAAAAUUGUUGGAAUCCUUGACAUUAAAGCCUGAGGAAGCUGGGCUUGAGCAACGGCGUCUUUCAGUUCUGGAAUUUCUUAACAAUCAACUCGCAGAGAAACAGUCUGGCUGAACGUCCCAGAGUCUGAUAUCAUGCAGAGGAGAAUCAAACAACACGAAGAUAAUCCUUUUUUCUGUAUAUAUGGAGAGUUAACUUUUAUUUGUAAUAAGCACGGUGGAGCAAACAAUGGCAAUCAUCCAUGGAUUCAAAAGCUUUCUGAGGAGAGGCAGACCUGGAGCAUGGGUGGUGGCCAUAUCCCAUGCUAUUUCUUUUGCAAAUUUACCCAACCUGGAUUUAGUAUUACACAAGUAAUUCAAGAAUGUUACCUGCAAGUGGUCUUCGUGCGACACUUAUGUCUUAAUGGCCAUGGAUCAGAUGAGCGCUGCCUUUGAUGUGCGAAUACGGUUCUUCCACUCCUUGUUUUAACUCUGUUGAUAUGCAUUUUUUCCUCGUGAACAAAAGUAACUUCCUGGGCUCGUCCCAGUUAUUUUAAUGGAAUGCACAUAAAUAUUUCUACGCAA
Populus nigra (black poplar) is the source of this 1723-nucleotide messenger RNA. RefSeq names its product protein NCA1. The record is from RefSeq and is a predicted model, not a curated record. Bases 183 to 1274 code for a protein of 363 amino acids. Lineage: Eukaryota; Viridiplantae; Streptophyta; Magnoliopsida; Malpighiales; Salicaceae. Gene Ontology annotation, biological process: protein ubiquitination. The transcript is spliced from 8 exons. Gene Ontology annotation, molecular function: ubiquitin protein ligase activity; protein binding.